This is a messenger RNA of Cryptosporidium muris RN66, 2256 nucleotides long. RefSeq lists its product as uncharacterized. The record is from RefSeq and is a predicted model, not a curated record. The transcript has a single exon. Bases 1 to 2256 code for a protein of 751 amino acids. NCBI's taxonomy places the organism in Eukaryota, Apicomplexa, Conoidasida, Eucoccidiorida, Cryptosporidiidae.
AUGAAUCCAAUAAAAGGUAUACUACUGACUAUUUACAUUUGGUUAUUGUGUUUUAAUAUUUUACAGACUAAUAGUAACGAAAGUAAUGAAGUUAAUUUAAUGGGACUAGAAUACCAUAUUUCAGUUCAAAAGUGGAUUGAAGAUUCUUGGACUUUAUGUGUAAUUAAUAUUGAUGAGUAUAGUCACUAUAAUGAAAUAUUAACUGCUGGAUUUCAGAUAGAAAAGGUUGACAAUGCAAUGAAUCUAGCUAUAACUAUUUUACCCAAGAGUUCUAGUUUAGAAACUCCUGGUAGAGUUUUAUCAUCGUUUAAAACCUCAUGUGAAAAGUGCUUAAUAGAUCGGUUAACAAUUUUAUUAAAUUCUUCAGAAAAUAUACAAUUUUCAGGAAAAAUCACCAUUUCAAUUGUAUAUACUAAACAAAGUCUAGAUAAAUUUUUAUCUCAAUAUUCCGAACAAGAAGAUCAAGUAUCUGAAUAUGAUUAUAAUAAUAAAUUUAUUGAGACUUCUCAAAAAUACACUACACAGGAAGUUAAGUAUAACUCUACUGAAAAUAAUCAGGAAAAUCAAAUAAUACCUUCAGAACAACCUCAAGUAGAGAGAUCUAAUUCCCCAAUUUCAUCUUUUAUUGUGUCUUCAGUAUCAAAUACUCAAUCAAAACAAGAUAAUAAAAGCUCUAAAAAGUCACCUUCAAUAUCUCUAGAUAAUGCUACUGGUUUGGAAUUAUGUCAUCCUGUAACACAUGGUGAAAGUAUUGAUGUGGUAAAUUUGCAGAAUUCCUUUUUUCUUCCAGAUAUUUUAUAUGUUGAAACAGCAAUAAUGAUACGUAGAGUUGCAAAACGUAUGGAUAUUCAACGUUCUGCAGAAGAAUCAGUUUCCAUAAUACUGGCAGGAUUGGGAGGUUUAAUAUUAUCAGAUACUAGAUGUGAGGAGUCUAUGAGAUCCUCAAUGAUUCUAGGUGAACUAGUUAUUCCAAGUGUAGGAAUAUCUGAUUUACCUUCCUUAUGUAAUAAUAUUCAAUUAUGUCUUGAGAAUGAGGAUUUUCAUAAUUCUGUUUUAUCUGCUUUAUCUAAGGCCUAUAGAUAUAUAAAUUUUGUUAAAGAUAGAAAUAGGGAGUAUAUGUGGGAGACUAUGGUUAGAAUGACAGGUUCACUAGGUAAUGUAAAAGGUUUACAAGCCUAUAGAUUGUGGUUAGAAUUGGAGAAUAUGAUAGCAUUACUAGAUAAUGAUAUAAAAGUACUUCAUUCAGAUAUUCCGAAUGAUGUGAUGGGUAUUCCGGAAUAUUCUAGCAAGAGUGAAACUCCAACUGUUGAAUGUACAAUUGCUUUAAUGAGAGUAGGGGCCCCAUUUGAUAUUAGAUUAACUCAAAUUACAGAUGCAGCUCGGGCCUGUAGUCAAAUUAUGAAAGAUCAAAGUACAUUUUUAUCAGUUAAUCAGGUGAAAACAAUUACUGAUACACUUAUUUUAGCUAGAAUUGCAGAUUGGUUUGUAGGUACCUUUAUUAUUGAAAAACAUAUCCCACCAGGUGUAACCAGACCUGCAGUAUGUCUAUAUUUAUCAUCUAUUGUAUCCCCAAUGAAUUAUUCAAGCUUGAUUCAAUAUGUAUGGCCUCGUAUUGUUUUUGCAAUAGCCUCUGCAGCUCCAUCAGCUUUAUCAUUUAGUACAAGAAGUGUAGAUCCUGAAAAUUGUCGCAAAGCAUUAUCAUCAGUUAUCAAGGUUUUGGGUGAUAAGCUUCCAAUAAACAUUGAUGAAACAUGCGGCAAAAUGGCAGCUUGUAUAGCCAGAGGGCGUAUAGCAAGAGUAAAUAUUGAUGAAACAAUAAGUAAUGUACUUAAAGAUGCAGACAACCCAAUAAAUUAUGAUGCAGGGACAAAUUCUGCAGCUCUUAGACUUACAAUAUAUACUUUUGGUAAAAAGGCUCCAUCUCGUAGUCGUCAUAGAUCUUUUUCGUAUUUAUCAACACCUUUGAGAGCUGCAGUACUUUAUGGUCAUCUUCAAUCUCUCAUGCCUGGUGGAUUUAGUAUAGAUGAUGUACUCAAAAUGAUAUAUGAAUUUACUAAAGGAAAAAUUCCAAAUGGACCAGCUGAAAGAUGCUUUGUUGAGUUAAUGAAAUCUAUACCUGUAUUCUUAGCAACAGAUGCUGAAAUCAAGCUCAUAUGUGUUAAGGCAUUAGGGCCAUGGAUUAUGCCUGAUAUUACACUUUCAGAUAUCCCUAUAUCUACACCUUUACCUUCAUAUUCUAGAUCAAUUGUAGUUUAA